Molecule: messenger RNA, 2376 nt
Organism: Cajanus cajan (pigeon pea)
Lineage: Eukaryota; Viridiplantae; Streptophyta; Magnoliopsida; Fabales; Fabaceae
Source: RefSeq, a predicted model, not a curated record
AUGAAAACGGUAACUAUCCGAUAUUUAGUGGUGAAUGCUCAGUCAUCCUACAAUAUACUUAUCGGCCGACCUACACUGAACAAGCUGGGAGCCAUAGUGUCAACAUCACAUCUGAAGGUGAAAUACCCAUUGCCGAAUGGGGUUGUCGGGGUCCUCAAAGUAGAUCAAGAGGUCGCCCGAAAGUGUUACGAGGACAGUCUGAAGGCAAGAAGGCGAUUAUAUACCGCUCCAGCUGAGAAGCACAUCCAUUCCGUCGAACUGGACCCUAGAAUGGAUUUCUUGUGCCACAAACUUGCUAUAGACCCUAGUGCGAAGGUGGUGAUCCAGAAGAGAAGGAAGUUCGACGAGGAGAAACGAAGGGCUAUCGCGGAAGAGACGCAAAAGUUGGUAAUGGCAGGACAUAUCCGGGAAAUCCAGUAUUCAAUCUGGUUGGCGAAUGUAGUCAUGGUGCGCAAGAGUAGCGGGAAGUGGAGAAUGUGUACGGAUUUUACCGACCUGAAUAAGGCCUGCCCCAAAGACUCGUACCCAUUGCCAAACAUAGACUGCCUGGUGGAUGGAGCGUCGGGAUACGAGUUGCUGAGCUUUAUGGAUUCUUACUCGGGGUACAACCAAAUCCGAAUGCACCCGGCAGAUGAGGACAAAACCGCCUUCAUAGCCGAUCAAGCCAAUUUCUGCUACAGGGUUAUGCCAUUCGGUCUAAAGAACGCGGGGGAGACCUAUCAGCGACUGAUGGACAAAGUCCUUGUGAAUCAGCUAGAUCGGAAUGUGGAAGCUUAUGUGGACGACAUGGUGGUGAAGUCAGAAAGCGUCAAUCGGCAUUUCGACGACUUGCAAGAGUUGUUCGACACUAUCGGCAAGUACCAGCUCAAAUUGAAUCCCGAAAAGUGCUCUUUCGGGGUCCAAGCAGGAAAGUUCCUCGGUUUCCUACUGACUCACCGUGGCAUUGAAGCAAACCCUGACAAGGUGCUCGGCCAUCAUCAACAUGAGGAGUCUUUCCACGCAUCCGACCGAGCAGUCAGUUCGAUUCUUGUACAGGAACAAGAAGGUUUACAAGCUCCUAUUUACUUCGUGAGCAGGGUCCUACAGGGAGCAGAGACGAGGUACCAGAAGAUUGAAAAGCUAGCCCUCGCAAUACUAGUUACCGCGAGGAAUUUGAGGCACUAUUUUCAGAGCUACGAGGUGGUAAUCCGAACUGACCAUCCGAUUCGCCAAGUCCUGCAGAAACCCGAUCUGGCAGGUAGAAUGAUGAAGUGGUCGGUCGAGCUCUCAGAAUUCUCCAUCAAGUAUGAGCCGAGAGGAGCGAUCAAAGCUCAAGCUUUAGCCGACUUCUUGAUGGAGUUGACCCCUCCGGUUGAGGAGGGCUCAGCCGGAGAAACCCAAUGGAUUCUAUCAGUAGACGGUGCUUCGAAUCUAGGAGGAAGUGGAGCUGGAAUUGUCUUGGAAGGCCCGGGGGGAAUACUACUAGAGCAGUCAUUACGAUUUGAGUUUCGGGCAAGCAACAACCAAGCCGAGUACGAGACGUUGUUAGCAGGGAUGAGUUUGGCAAAGGAGAUGGGGGCGACGAGCUUAUCAGCUAGAAGCGACUCCCAGCUGAUCACCGGACAAGUGGCUGGAACCUUCCAAGCGAAGGAUCCUCAAUUGGCCAAGUACUUGGAAAAGGUCAAACUUCUAUCGGAAAACUUCCGAGAGUUCACACUCAACCACGUACCACAAGAGAAAAACUCGCGGGCUGAUCUGCUCUCCAAGCUCGCAAGCACAAAGAAGCCAGGAGCCACUCGGUCAGUUAUCCAAGAAACUUUAUCUCAGCCAAGUAUCAAUACUCCACAGGAAAGUGUUCUUUUCAUCCAAGAAGAACUCGAUUCGUGGAUGGGACUGUAUAUUGCGUACCUGACAAAGGGAGAGUUGCCAGAGUAUAAGAGGGAGGCAUCAUUGAUACAAAGGGAGUCAGCCAGAUUUGUGGUCAUCAAUGAGAGAUUAUAUCAAAGGGGUUUCAGCAGUCCCCUUUUGAGAUGUUUGACCACAUCGCAAGCGCAAAGAAUGAUGGAUGAAGUGCAUGGUGGCAUGUGUGGAAGCCAUAUCGGAGGACGAGCACUAGUAUACAAAGUUGCGAGGGCAGGCUUCUUUUGGCCAACUCUGAGAAAUGACUGUGUCAAUUGGGUUCAAAAGUGCGAUGGAUUGAGACAGUUGAAAUUCUUGAUAGUGGCUGUAGACUACUUCAGCAAAUGGAUUGAAGCAGAGCCUGUAGCAACUAUUUCGGCGGAGAAGGUAAGGACAUUUUUAUGGAAGAAUGUAGUAUGCAGAUAUGUCGUUCCCCAAGUCCUCGUAUCAGAUAACGGGACGCAAUUCGCGAGUGGGAGAGUCCGCGAAUUUUGUUGA